CUCAUUUUUCGACCGAGUGGAAAAGGCAAUCGUCUCGUCAAACGGGAUCCUCAAUCCUGUGGAAAAGGUCUGCUCGUCAUUCGUACAGUAAUUUGGCUUCCUGUCUCGGGAAGGUUUUACUUAAGUUUUCCGUUCAGUGCCCCCGGGGGAGACGGAACAUCUUCAUAGAGUGCAAAGUUCUUCGACAAAAAGGCAGUGGAACCCCGAAAUGCAGUCAAAGAAGAUGUCUCGCCAUCCACACGACGCCAAAGUUUACGUCGGAGAUCUGGGCAAUAACGCCAGCAAACAAGACAUUGAGGAUGCGUUUUCGUACUACGGUCCGCUGAGGAACGUCUGGGUGGCCCGCAAUCCGCCGGGUUUUGCCUUCGUCGAGUUCGAGGACGCCCGGGAUGCCGAGGAUUCGGUGCGAGGUCUGGACGGACGCACGAUUUGCGGGCGCCGCGCCCGGGUAGAGCUAUCGACCGGCAAGGGUGGUCGGGGCCUGCGGGGUGGUCCUCCGUCCCGGGGCAAGGGUGGUGGCGGUGGCGGUGGUGGUAGAGAAGGAGGCGGUGGUGGAGGAGGUCGUGGAGGCGGAGGAUUCCACUCUGAUGAUCGGUGCUACGAGUGCGGCGGCCGGGGACACUACGCUCGCGAUUGUAGCCGUUAUGGGCGCGGAGGAGGUGGAGGUGGAGGCGGCGGCAAAGGUCGCAGAAGAUCCCGUAGCCGCAGUCCACGGUCACGUUCCCGUGAGCUUCGUACCCGUUCCCGAAGCUAUAGCCGUAGUCGCAGCCGGGACCGGGAACGUGAGCGAGAGCGUGAUCGCGACAGUCGUCGCAGUCGCUCCAAAACACCAACUAAGAGAUCCAACAACGCACACGAUCGUUCGGGCAGCCGCGAGCAAAGCCGCUCACCGCGUCGAUCGCUGUCCAAGGGAGGCGGACGUUCCAGGAGCCGUUCCCGUACACCUCGUUCGGCCAGUAGAUCCCGCUCCAGAUCACAUCACCGCAAUGGCGGAUCACAUCACGACUAACUAGAGAACAACCAGCGCGUUAUAUCCAAUGGCAGCAAAUAUGGCUAGAGUUUAGAAUACCACCGAGAUUAGGCUCAAACAUUGGAAUAUACUUAAUCAAAAAUUCAAAAACCAUGCUAGGUAACACUUUGACGUGCACAGUAAUCUAAUCUCUACCAGAUGUGAAAUACCAAAAACAAAACAAAAAUUACUAAUGAAAUACUGAACCUGUAUUACACAUACAAUUUGAAACAACAUACAUUAUUCUACACAUCUACACAGAGUUACUGUACGCUCCUAGUUUGUUUCAUCCGAUUCAAACCACUAAAGUUGAUAUUACAAUUGAGGUAGACUUAAACAACCCUCGAAACCUUUAGGAAAUACAGUACAGAGGUAAACCGUAGACUAAGUUAGCUCUCUCCCACUCAAAAUGGAAUGUUUUUCAAAAUACUCCCAAAGUAUGCAUUUAACGACUCAAACACAAAGUUUAAGAGAGAAAAUGGAGAAUAUAAUUGUAUCAUUCGCAAGUAUGUUGCUAUUCGAUCACUAUUUAUCUUGGUAGCUUAUUUCAGCUUGUCUUAUAAACGACUCAGUUUGGCAAGUUUUCAAGCUGACAUGUCUUGUUGGACAGUGUUUGGAUUUGCUCAUUGAAAGAUAGUUGUCGGAUUAGUGGAUCUCCACUGUGUGGUUUGCAGGGUUUGCAUUUUUAGUUUUACACUUAUUUGAUCAGGUUAAAGAAAUUACAUCUUCUGCAUCAACUGGAUGCCGUCGAAUCCCCGUUCUUCAUCUUAUGUUUCUUUUGUGAAUUAAUGAAAUAAAAAAGUAUCUAAUAAUAAACUACAUGAACUCCGUA
Messenger RNA from Uranotaenia lowii, 1841 nucleotides. RefSeq names its product serine/arginine-rich splicing factor 7 (gene x16). NCBI's taxonomy places the organism in Eukaryota, Metazoa, Arthropoda, Insecta, Diptera, Culicidae. Bases 209 to 1009 code for a protein of 266 amino acids. The record is from RefSeq and is a predicted model, not a curated record. The transcript is spliced from 3 exons. Gene Ontology annotation, molecular function: RNA binding; zinc ion binding.